GUCGAAGCGACUUGCUGUAUUCUUCUACCAUGGGUUUAUCGAUGGCGCGCAACGCGUUCAAUUUUCUUUACCUUUUACCUAAAUAAAAUCGUCAAGAAAUUUUCCUAUGGCAACCUUACUUUACCAAUUGGAGUUUGUUUUAUAUUGGCAACCUUGUUUUGAAGUCAGCUGUUUGCCUCCACGUUUGUUUUUGUUUUCUUUCGAAACCGCUCUCUCUUCUCAAUUGUGCAAUAAAAACUAUAUUAAUUAAAUAUUACCGCUAAAUGUCGGACAGCGAACAGCCAGUAAAAAAGCAAAAGAUGACUGCGGAAACAGAAGCUACAAAUGGAGAGCCCCCAAAAGAUGUGCCACAAAGCGUUCCCGCAGAGAAGACAUGUAAACACUGGGUUCAACGCAAGAAACGUUUUUGUAAAAUGACAGUGGCCAAGGGUAAGGACUACUGUGGAGAACAUGCUCCUGCUGUACAAUUGGAAGAUGGACAAUCGCCAGAAGAUCAAGAUCGAAUACCCUGCCCCUUGGAUGGUAAACAUACCGUCUAUAAGAAGAAUUUAAAGAAACAUUUAAAAAUUUGCAAUGCCAAGCCAAAGGAGGAUUUACCAGAGUAUAUACAAAAGAAUGUCAAUGCUGGAGAGGCCGAAGAUGCCCUAACAUCAGACGAAUUUAAUUCCAUUAAAUUAUCCGAACUGGAAGAUUCAGAAUUCUACAAAGUUAUAGAUAUAGUGAAGGAACUCUAUGGCAAAUAUGUUGACGCUCAAAUACACUCAUUGGAUUAUCAUCACAAAUGUAUGGACGAGGAGUUAGCCAAGGAGGAGUAUGGUAAAGAGUCUCGCAAACAUUUGCUACAAGCUGCUGCUCUGUUGGGUAUACUUGACAACGAGCAGACCAUUCAAAACUCCACCAGUUUUGUGGAGUUUGGUGCAGGCAAGGGCCAAUUGGCAUUUUACCUUUCAAAGUUAUUGGAAAAUAUGCAAAACUCUCAAGUGGUAUUAGUGGAUCGCAUGUCUUUGAGACACAAAAAGGACAAUAAGAUUGAGGAUCGCUCUUUGGUUCAGAGAAUACGUGCAGAUAUUGUUGAUUUCAAACUGGAAAAAUUACCCGCCCUAGAAAAUUCUCAACAUUGCGUGGCUGUAUCAAAGCAUUUAUGUGGUGGUGCCACCGAUCUGUCAUUAAGAUGCAUUAUUCAGGCAGCAGCUCAGAAGUGCUUGACUGAUUUAAUUAUGAUCGCCGUGUGUUGUCAUCAUCGUUGUGAUUGGUCAUCCUUUGUGGGCAAAGAGUUCUUCAAGAGACACGAAGUAACACCGCGACAAUUUGCCAUUAUCACCAAAAUGGUUAGUUGGGCUAUUUGUGGUACUGGCAAGAGCCGUGAAAGGCGUAAGGCGCUGGAGGAACAAAACUUGUCCGAGCAAGAGAUAAAAGAAAUUCAAUCUAAUCAACGUUUAUCCCUCGCAGAACGCGAGAUAAUCGGGUUUAUGUGCAAACGGAUUUUGGAUUAUGCUCGUUUGGAAUAUCUGAGACAACAUGACUAUGAUGCCAAUUUAUAUUAUUACGUUGAGAAAGAUGUUACGCUGGAAAAUGUAGUUCUAUUGGCAAGACGAAGGAGUGGCAGUACUGACAAAUAAUAAAAAGAAUUAAAA
Messenger RNA from Musca domestica (house fly), 1634 nucleotides. RefSeq names its product tRNA:m(4)X modification enzyme TRM13 homolog. Gene Ontology annotation, biological process: tRNA methylation. The coding region runs from base 264 to 1619 and encodes 451 amino acids. Lineage: Eukaryota; Metazoa; Arthropoda; Insecta; Diptera; Muscidae. The record is from RefSeq and is a predicted model, not a curated record. The transcript has a single exon.